Juglans microcarpa x Juglans regia is the source of this 369-nucleotide messenger RNA. RefSeq names its product 14-3-3-like protein C. Gene Ontology annotation, biological process: signal transduction. The record is from RefSeq and is a predicted model, not a curated record. Lineage: Eukaryota; Viridiplantae; Streptophyta; Magnoliopsida; Fagales; Juglandaceae. The transcript is spliced from 4 exons. Bases 1 to 369 code for a protein of 122 amino acids. Gene Ontology annotation, cellular component: cytoplasm.
AUGAAUUCUCUCUUGAAAUGGGAUUAUUUCCGGUAUCUGGCGGAGUUCAAGUCUGGUGAUGACAGGAAAGAGGCCGCUGAUCAAUCUAUGAAAGAUUAUCAGGCAGCUUCUACCACAGCAGAGGCUGAUUUACCUUCUAUACAUCCCAUCAGACUGGGUUUGGCCUUGAACUUCUCGGUAUUUUAUUACGAGAUCAUGAACUCUCCUGAAAGGGCUUGUUACCUGGCAAAGCAAGCUUUUGAUGAAGCUAUCUCUGAGUUGGAUAGUUUGAGUGAGGAAUCUUACAAAGACAGCACAUUAAUCAUGCAGCUCUUGAGGGACUACCUCACACUGUGGACUUCUGACAUCCCGGAAAAUGAAGGUAACUAA